AUGAAGGCCAUGGCUUCCCAGCACACAGGGAGUUCUGGAGAACCUCUUCAAAAACCUAGCAAGAUGAACCAGACACCGAUGCAGCGACAAACACCGGCUUCAUCACUUGGUGGUAUAUGGGAGUUGUUCCCGUUGAAGUGGAUACUGCAACAGAUGUUAGAGACAACUGACAAAUUCAUGCAUGAUCCUUGUUACUGCAAUGGCAUUACAUUCCUCGACCUACAAAGCAAAGAAACUGUAGACUGUUGUCGGAGUAAACAGAGAUGGAAGAUUGAGGAAGACGAUGGAGGACUUCAUAGGUUGACGUUUGAGAUGCUAGGUGUGACCAAGGAAGAUGUGAAGGUGUGGGUGGAAGCAAGAAUACUAUAUGUCGAGGCCAAGAAAAAGGCAGAAGAGAAAGAAGACAGGAGGCACACCGAGAGACAACAUGAUGCCAAAUUCACACUGCCUCAUGAUGCCGAUGCUGAGAAGAUUAAGGCAGAGAUGAAGGAAGGGGUGCUUCAUGUUAUCAUCCCAAAGGUUUCACCAUCAAGCAAGGUUUUGAACAUAGAUGUGCAGUGA
This is a messenger RNA of Musa acuminata AAA Group (dessert banana), 561 nucleotides long. Its product is annotated as small heat shock protein, chloroplastic-like. The record is from RefSeq and is a predicted model, not a curated record. Bases 1 to 561 code for a protein of 186 amino acids. The transcript has 2 exons. NCBI's taxonomy places the organism in Eukaryota, Viridiplantae, Streptophyta, Magnoliopsida, Zingiberales, Musaceae. Gene Ontology annotation, biological process: response to heat.